This is a messenger RNA of Ixodes scapularis (black-legged tick), 5073 nucleotides long. Its product is annotated as golgin subfamily A member 1. Gene Ontology annotation, cellular component: Golgi apparatus. The record is from RefSeq and is a predicted model, not a curated record. NCBI's taxonomy places the organism in Eukaryota, Metazoa, Arthropoda, Arachnida, Ixodida, Ixodidae. The coding region runs from base 546 to 2852 and encodes 768 amino acids. The transcript is spliced from 17 exons.
AACUGCACAAAGGGCACUUCCGGCCCGUGUCAUAUGGUGAAAUUUUGCUUCCGGUUUAUAGUAAACACACGGAUGAUGUGGUCAGGCAGGUAGGCAGCAGGGGCAGCAGUACGGAAAUUACGGUCGUUCCACAGACGGGAAUCUACACGCUUCACCGAGGACCAAGGACCAACCAAAUACGUUCGUUUUGAUUAACACAUCCUUAUCGAACGGGGCAAUAACCAUCAAAAUCUUUACACCACCUUAACGGCGCCAGAACCCCGCCCGUCUCUUUUUUUUUUACCGAAUAGAACUGUUGCUUCGGUAACUUCGGCAGCGGUAUGUGCUUCUGAGGAAUACGUAACGCUCCAUCGCACAUCAACACCUGUCGUCCUGUUCAAUCGACGCCCCGAGUCGUGAUCUGUCCCUCGGCGACGACAAAAUGCUCAGGUUCGGUGCCGUGUUCUGAGCUGUGUUGCGGCGUGUGAUGCCGUUCGUGAGGUGUGCUGCCAGUACUGGUAUCGUAAACGGACUUCGGUGAUAGCUGCGACUCGGAAGCUGCUACCAUGUUCACCAAGUUGAAGAAGAGGAUCGAGGAAGAGAACCAGACGGAGCUGAACAUCGGCAUCCCGACGUCGCUGCCAUCCCCGACGCCGACGCACAGCAGGAGGGCUUCGGAGAGUGGGGUCAACACUCCAGUCCGCAGCACCUGUAGUGAAGCCUCGGACAGCGACCGGGAGCAGAAGACCAAGAAGAAGGAGUAUGAGCACAGCAGCCCAUCUGGAAGCGGUGCAGCUGGUUCAGAUCAUGCCAGGCAUGGUGCCCGGGCAGGCACUCCCAAGAAGUCUGAGCAAGGGGCCGAGUACGGGGAGAUCUACCACAAGUUGCAGCUCAUCAAACACGAAAAGGAAGACCUUGAGAGGCGCUUGCGGGAGAGUGAGCACCGGGUGGAGUUGCUGGCAAGCCAGUGCGAGAACCGCGAGGAGCUGGAGAGUUUCCAGAGCCAAGAGAUGGCCAAGGUCAAGCACCUGUUGCUGUGCAGUCAGCAGGAGCUGCGUGCAGCAGACGAGAAGCUCCGCCAGCGCUCGGAGGAGUGCCGGCUGGCCCAGGAGAGGGUCUUAGAGCUAGAGAGGGCCUCUCAGAAGGUGCAGGGGGACCAAGGGCGCAACAAGGAGCUCCUCAAGGAGAAGGCAACCCUCGAGGCAGAGGUGGACAGGCUUAAGCAGGAGGCGCUGCAGAAUUCGGGCCGCAUCAGCCAGUUGGAGUGCACAUUGGGCAACUUGACGGACGAACACGAUGGCCUCAAGCACACGCAUGAUCUCUACAAGUCCAGGACGACGAGCCUCCUGGCCGAGAAGGACUCGUCCAUCUGCACCCUGGAGGACAGGGUGCAGACGCUGGAGAAGAGGCUGGACGGGGCGGGCCUGACCGGGGAUGAGCAGGUGCAAUCUCUUGUCCAGGAGAGGAAAGUACUGGAAAAAAAGCUGGACGAAUCGCGACAGCACCUAUCCGAGGUAAAGAGCUCGUGGAGUGAAAAGAUCAACAAUCUAGAAACUCAGAUCUUCAACCUGAACCAGAAGAUGGCUGAGGACGCCCAGGAGUGUAGACGUAUGGAGAGGGAGGUGGAAGAGCUUGCGCUGAAGCUGAAGACAUCGGAGCAGCAUGGCUGGGUGCUGGAAGAACAGCUGCAACAGAAGACUGCUGAGCUCGCAGCUCUGCACCGGAGCAAGGAGGAGGAGCUGAGACGGCAGCGCAGCCAGCAGGACGCCCAGUUGGACGAGCUCCGUCUUCAGGUGGCCGCACUGAGGUCGGACCUGAGCCAGGCACACAAGGACAGGGACAGGGAGGCACAGGAGGCUCAGGCCAGGAUCGCAGAACUGCAGAGGAAGGAUGCCGAGCACCAGAAGAGCCUCGAAUACAUUCAGAAGCUGGAAGAAACCUCUUCUGCCUCUGCGAACAAGGUUGCACAGCUGGAAAAGGAGCUGAGUGUGGUGACUGAGUCGGAAGCGUCUCUAAAGCUGACGAUAAAGCGGGUCAAGGCUGAAAUUAAAGCAAUGGCUGAGGAGGUGGACGAACUGAGGCUACGCAAUGCGUCCCUGUCGGGGGAGAAUGAGCGGCUGAGGCAGGAGGCCGGGGAGUCGAGGUCGCAGGGGGAUGAGGAGCGCAGGGACUUCGAGCGGGAGCUGGAGGGGCUAAGGGCAGCUCUCCGGGAAGCCACCUCCAAGCUGCAGUCGCUGGAGUCCCAGGCCAGUGCGAGUGCCGAGAGCUCCGUGAGCCAGGAGGAGCUGAGAGCCAAAGUGACACAGCUGGAGGACCAACUGCUGGAGAGGAACAAGGCCAUGAAGCUGCAACAGCAACGGAUUAGUGACAUGAAGAAAACUAUCCAGCGGGAGCUCAAAUGCCAGCAGAAUACCGGCGGCGAGGGCAUCCAGUCGAACGACACUGUCCCGGAGCACGGCAACAUCGCCUCUGCCGGGGAUGCUGUGGCGACGAGAGGAUCAGCGAAUGCGACGUCUGCUCGCCCCGGCAACCAUUGCCUCGAGGGGUCAAAGCUAGAGGAGGACAUCAACUUCAAGUACCUCAAGCACGUCGUCUUCAAGUUCAUGACCAGCAAGGAGUACGAGGCUCAGCACCUGAUCCGGGCGGUUUCGGUGCUUCUGCGAUUCACCGCGGACGAAGAGCAGCUGAUCCGCGAACACCUUGACUGGAAGAGCUCGUGGUUCGGAUCGCGGCCGCACCCGCACCACCAGCCGCUGCCACCUCACCUUCCCCAACCGCACCAUGCGUCCCACCGGCACCAGCCGCAGCAACACCAGCAUCGCUCGUCCGUCGCUCUGGGUGCACACUCCAAGGCUGGCACGAGGCCGAGCUAGGACAGCUCGCGGAGCGCUAGCGAUCAAACUUUUUGUGCGUGCUUUGGCUCGAUCGUUUGGGGGUUAAGGACCCCUCGGAUCACUUUGCGGAGGUCGGUGUUGACCGGUGUCCUACCUAGUCGAAAGGGAGCAAAUGAAAUUGUACUUGAGCUAGUUUUGGAAAGUGUUUCUUCAUUUCUUAGAAAUUUGUUGCUGCUUUAAGUCUUUUCUUUUUUUUUUUUUGUGUUGUGGUGUGUUGCAAUGUUAAAGUGAGGUUCCGCGAGGGAUUCUCCACAUGUUUCCGGUGACACGGUUGUUCGCUUUCUAGCCUUUUUUGGCAGCAGACCUUGCAGAGUCUGUAUCCUUCUGUGCUGGGACUCGGAGUAUUAUGCAGACGAAACAUACAUACCGAGGGGUGUACGGAUCAAGACAGCUACCAACGAAUCACAAUGCCUUAGGAAGGUUCGAGAUGCUGCACCGCAAGUCGAAUGUGCAACCGAUACACACGGUUCCAAGGUGUAAGAUGGUCCGCGAGAGUGUGAAAGCUCUCUCGAACUGGUGUGCAAUGUUUUUCAUUAAACCGAGAUUUCGUUACUUGUCUGCACGCGUCAUUGUGCAUGUCUGUGCAUCGAGCGUGCCGAUCUGUGGGUGCUGUUUGAACUGUUAGCAGCCUCAGUUCGUGCCUGCAUUUUUGGGGGAUGCCUCAUGCGGCAUCGCAGCUGGUAGAGAAAUCGAACAGGCAUGCUGUGCCAGGGAGCUGGCAAAGCGCAGAUUGUCAGUGUCAACCAAAUGGUGCUGCCUCACUAUAGAAGUGAAUGCUAGGUAGCAAAUGCAACUGAUUUUUUUACUUUUAUUUUAAUGUUUGCAACAUUGGGUUGGGUAUGAAAUGAAUUCAUGCCCUCAACAAGAAGUGAUACGAGCUUAACUAGCUUUAAUUCUUGCCUGUUUUGACUGCAUGAAGGAAAGAAUUAACCGAUUGCAGAUUCUGUGCUCUUUAGCAUAAGGUUGGCGGCAUCUUGAGAACUGCUGCACUCAGACUUGACUAGAUUAGAAGAAUGUAGAAACUGAUUUGUAGUAACCACAGGAUGCUCUAGCUAUUUGGAAAGUCACUGCCAACGACAUACAGGACAAAGAGAGACCUUGGCAGUUUGCCAUUUGUCGGCCACGCGGCAAGAAUGGUCUUCAUAUUGGUUCCCGGCUUACUUACACCGAGAUGCUGCUUGCAGAAACCAUCAAAAUCCGAGUAAGACUAAUGCCAUGUAUCAGUUUAUUUAUGAUUGUUGUAACGAAGACAUUUUUUCACAAUAUCUGGGAGGUUGUCGUAUUAGGGUUGCACUGUAUGUAUUUUACCAUCCCUGUGCUUAUGCUUGAGAAGAGUUUUGAAUGGUAACCUUGGCUCAGAGGUAGUUAGCAUUGUGGCUGUGCUACACAGGGGUGUGACCUUGUUCACUGUAGCUGAAUCUGGGCCCUCAACAGUCUGGUUUCAUAUAACAAAACAUGCUUCAAGAUGCUCACGCUCAUCUUUGUGUUAUUGCUGCAAGAAGACAAGCUCUGCUCUUUUGCAUGGAAGUCUGACGUUUUCUUUUAACCAAUUUAGUUCUUUUAGGGCAUCUGGAUUUGGCAAUGGCAUGGAGAAUGCCAGAAUAUGUUUUAAAUGCAGCUAGCAGACAGUACGGAGAGAUAUGGAUAGCUUCAAACACCUUGCAGUAUCAGCCAUGCAAACGUCUUGCCUUAUUGAAGUGUGAAAUAGCAAUUACAACAGCUCUCAUGUUUUUCCUUUUUAGUCUGGAGUGCGAUGCUUUCGUGGAGAAUAGAAGUUUUUGACUUGGGGGGUAUAGUGGUAAGCUAGCUCAAAAUUGACUCGAGCAAACUAAUUGAUUGAAAACGGGUCGCUUUGGCUAGGGCUGAAUCUUUCCUGUGGCCUGAGAUGUGUUCAGGUUACCCAUUAGGAGACUGAUUAGUGAUAGAUAUAUUUUUGUACCACCAAUGCACCUCUUACAAGACAGCACAGACUGCACUACAAAUUUAAUAAAGGAGAAGGUAAGACGCUCAUUCAGAAAAUCGAUUAGUAAAUGGCACAACGUUUCAUUUGGUCGCCUUUGUAAAUCUGUAUAGCUUUGGUUGUAUUUUGAGCCGCUGUGAAAAAGAUGGAGCCAUUUUCAUCUGAAAUGUGAAACUGGUGCUUGAGUGCUUUUAAGAAGUUGUUACACUCAAUAAAUCCAAUUGCAACUAUUUGUAUGCA